UAAUUCUAUAGCUAAACUUGGUACAAAUACAUUCUUAAUUUUUGAUUUAAGAAUUAAUAGUUUUGGGAACAAUAGUAUCCAAAGGCAAAGAUUUUCCACAAAAAUUUACAACGUGGGAGAGAUGGCGAUUAAAUUGAAACAGUAGUUACAUAAGGUUGUUGUUCUUGCUGGUUGAGAAAAAUUGAGUGGUGAAAGAAGGUCCACGUAACCUCCUAUGGUAAAACAUAUGAGGAACCCCCCCAACCCUCUGAAAUCCGUAAACUUUUUCCAACAUGAACCAAUCAUAUUAUUUUAACUUUUGUCUUUGCUUCUUUUUACGCCAUCAAUAUAAUUAUCAAUCACCAGCUGCAUCCAUCUAAUAAUUUUUUCAGUUUCAGAUUUUUCCUUUCUAUUAAGUACUCGUGUUGUUGUGUGUAUUGUUGACUGCUACUGUGGUUGCCUCUUUGAUGGAGAACAACCCUAGUUCUUCAAGAACUGAUAGGAAAACCAUUGAAAGGAAUAGAAGAAAUCAAAUGAAGGCUCUUUACUCUAAGCUCAAUUCUCUUGUGCCCCAUCAAACCUCCCGGGAACCCAUGUCAUUGCCUGACCAGCUAGAGGAGGCAGCGAGGUAUAUAAAGAAGUUGCAGACAAACUUGGAGAAAAUGAAGGAAAGGAAAAACAAUUUAACGGGAAAUGAGAUGGAAAAUAAGGCAAGCUUGAUGAGUAGUAGUAGAACAACAAUGCAGUACUUAAGAUCUCCACAAAUUGAGAUUCAUGAAAUGGGUUCAGCUCUGGAGAUAGUUUUAAUAACUGGGUUGGAUAGUCAGUUCAUGUUCAAUGAGACUAUUCGUGUUCUCCAUGAAGAAGGGGCUGAAAUUGUUAAUGCUAAUUUUUCGGCAAUUAACGAUACUGUUUUUCACACAAUACAUUCCAAGAUAAGUGAUUCUACCCACAGUUGCGGAGCUGCAAGGAUUUCCGAGAGGUUAAAGAAGCUGGUUCAAGAUGCUAAUAAUCCAUUUUGAAGUUUGAAUCUUUAAUGGAGAGAGUGUCAGGAUUAGAUCUACAUUGUUCUUACACUUUCCAUGGACUUGAGCUAAUUAGUUUCUUAAGGUAAUUAACAUCUAGAACUUUUUAAUUUAAUUAUUUAUUAUGUAAUUUAAAUCAAUUAAUUGUAGAUCAAACUAGGGUUUUUGAUGUGCAAGGUGACAGAUCUAACUUGAACUGUUGCUUGGAACUGCCAUCUUUGUCCCUUUAUGCAAUUCCAUGUUUCUUUCUCACACCAAUAAUAGAAAUGGUUAUUUUGGUUUCA
Molecule: messenger RNA, 1288 nt
Organism: Jatropha curcas
Lineage: Eukaryota; Viridiplantae; Streptophyta; Magnoliopsida; Malpighiales; Euphorbiaceae
Product: transcription factor bHLH162
Biological process (GO): regulation of transcription by RNA polymerase II
Cellular component (GO): RNA polymerase II transcription regulator complex
Molecular function (GO): protein dimerization activity; DNA-binding transcription factor activity, RNA polymerase II-specific; RNA polymerase II transcription regulatory region sequence-specific DNA binding
Source: RefSeq, a predicted model, not a curated record